GAUAAUCUGGGGCCCACUGCUUUCACAGGGAAACAAAAGUCAUCGCUGCAUUUUUCAUAGGAUUCAGUUUUUUUUCUUUCAUCCAUUCCUUAUCAACAUAUCCUUCGACGAUUCUGUUUGGAUUUGAUAAUACACAUUUCCUGUUAGUGCAGCUCACCCCACCUAAUCACCCAUUUGUCUCAGUCAUGUGACUUAGCAACCGGAAGGUGUUAGAUUUGUGCGCAUCGGAUCGCAAUCUUGCUAGAGCAAAUAAAAGCUGAAUUACAGAGGCAACGAAAGAGUGCUACAAUGAUAAUGGAAGCACUCAAGCAUUACGGUCUUAGUCAGCGUACAGACCUUUCACAGGCUAUAUAUUUACCACUGCGGAACACUAAACGAAUCAAGUUCACCUGUUUUGAUGUGUCGGAGAAAUAUCUUAUUUUCGGAGCAAACUCCGGUAGUUUGUAUAUAUACGAUCGAGCCACUGUUAAUUUCCUCUGCAUUAUUCCAAGUCAACUGGGUACGAUAAGCCAAAUGUUGAUAUCAGGUAGUGGAAAGCAGAUUGCAGUGGCAAAUCUUCGGGGAACGAUUGGUGUCGUGCUUGAUUUGGAGAGCUCGGGUACGAAGGAGGUUCUCCUGACGGAAAUAGGUGAGGGAACCACCACGACGAGUAAGGGAGCGUUUGUGACCUGCUUCUGCUGGGGUGAAGACGAAAAGGAGUUAUAUUGUGGAGAUUCAAAGGGGACUGUUUCAUUGCUACAGCUGUCCAUGUUUAUGGGUCGCAACAUUCUGAACAUUACUCUGAAUCCGGUGUUGCUGCUUGAUAAUCAGAUAGUACAAAUCGAUAGGUACAAAGAACUGCUACUGGUAUCGACGAUGUCCAAGUGUGUUUUAUGCAACACGGUGCGCGAAGAAUUUAAACAGAUCGGAAAUCGCCCCCGGGACGGUCCCUAUGGAGGAACAUUCAUUGUGACCUCCAGCGCUGAUCUUCUUCCACAGAAUGAAGAGAAGACGGGGAAUGACGAUAAUGUCAAUGAAUCGACGAUACCUAAGUCAACGACCGAUAGUCCACGUACCGAGGUACGAAUUUUUUGCUCCAGGCCGGGGUCUCGCCUCUGGGAGGCAGACGUAGAAGGCAACGUGCUUCAGACACAUCAGUUUCGACAGAAAAUAAAUGGGACAAACGAGGAAGGUUGCCAGGACGAUAUAAUUGCAUUUAAACGCCUGCACGCGGUUCUAAAUCGGCUCAUCCUGGUACAUGAUGAUAGUGGAAUAUUUCUGAUAGAUCCAAUAGUCUCUAGGGUGGUAUUGAGCAUGAAGGAUUUUGAGCAAAUCGAACGCAUUGCAGUUGUAGGAGAAGAUCUUUACGUGUUUAAUGGUGAGCAGAAGCUGCUAAUGCUCAAAAUUGACAUUGAACAGAAAGAGCGACCAGAAAGCGUAUUCCGCAUUACUAAAGAAAAGAAAAAUUCGCCAUUCAGGGAAAAUGGCGUUUACAUCCUUGAUCAUUUGUUCAACAAUAACGGCUCGAAAGAAACACUGCAGACAGAAGUGACCAUUAAGGAAGCUCUGGUUUCAGUCGUACGUGGCAAGUAUGGAAGAAACAUAAAGCAGAUGUUCCUAGGAUACGACCAAAUAGGUCCCGAAAGGCCAAAAACAUUGAACGUUGUAAAGACUUACAAUAGUGAAGAGAACUACAAUAACAUUACCCGGGUGUUGCCAACCGAAGAUGCUAGUCCCGCGGAGGAAGUGGAAUCUGGAGAGGAAGUAGUCCCUAAGAGGAAUCCUCCGAAGAAGAUGUUUUCAAUGUCGCUUCUGAAUGAUUAUCAGCUCAGUGAGGAUGACAAGGAUGUGCGUAAUUUGUAUUUGGUGUACCGUUCAUCCAGUAUUAGUAAUCUUAAUUUUGCCGACCGCUACGCAAAAAUCUUCGAUUCUUACGACUCGAAAACGAUUGUAAGCUUACUGCGCAAGUUGGAAAACGUGAUGGACGAAAAUGACGAGGACAAUUCCAGGUUGAAGUGUAUUCGAAUAUAUUUCGACUAUCUGAAGGUGGAAUUAGUCUGGGAAAUAGACGCUGAAUCAAGGGCUUAUAUUAAAGAAAGCUUUAUCGAGUACAAUCAGAAGGUCCUUGAGAAGGAACUUCGCCUUCUCGAUAAGUGUGAAUCAUGCGGCCACUGCUUAAGACCUAACGCUAGUUGUCAUUAUCUCGAGAUCGGAACAACUCUAGUUCAAUACUAUUGGUCACGGAAAGAGUAUGCCGAAUGUUUCGAGCUUGUUCGACAAAUUCCCUACCUCUGGCAUACGAUAGCCAAAUUUUACAUCCAGGAUCGACGGGAGGACAAAAUGAUUCAAUGCCUGUGGAACGUGGGAGAUUGCAGCUUGCUAGAGUGGGCUGCCAGUGAGCUGUUUCUGCUUGAUCAUUGGCGCCAGCUACUCGACUUGAUGUUAACAUGUUACAAUAGCAAUAGCCUAAUGUGUCUAAACUGUGAUAAACUUUGCACGCUUGCCGAUGCCGAACGGAAUCCGCUGUGGGGAUCUGAUAACACGCCGUGUUCGUUGGCAAAUAGGAACGACAAUAACAAUCCGAGUAAUAAAAAGGAUACUAACCGCCGCACGCAUUGUAGCAGCACCAAAAACAGUAAUACUAAUGCUAAGGUUAACGAUAGUAAUUGUAAAUUCUAUAGCUGGAACUAUGUUGUUAGCGUGGCCAUCAAUAGUGGCAAUAUUGGUGGGAAAGCAUUGCUUAAUCUUCUAAGAGGCUACGAUGAAUACAUUCCAAAGGGUGCAAUAAGUACAAGCUUUUAUCUUAAAUGCCUACUAAACGUCACGGAAUGAGACAAACACAAACCAUUUACCUAUUAUUAUGUAUAUAGUGACAGAUACAUUCCCUUCCGGAUGAACUAUCAGCAUAUCUUUUGAGCCUAAUCUGCAUGAAGUUAGAAAUUUGAUACAAUCAAAGUGUUGCGUGCGUUCGUAUAGUUUGUACAUACAAUCCAUCUUGACCACAAAUAUUUACAGUUCUGACAUGUACAACAAAGUGUUCGUAGAAAAGAGUAAAGACAACGUAUUUGAAAGAACCAUUAAUCACAACCUCGGCACAGAGGAAAGAUAUAAUCCAUUUCGAAAUUUGGUAACGCAGGCGUUGCCUCCGCGUAUUACAACAAAAUAUUUUUACAUAAUACAUUACAUGAUGAAAAUGUAGAAAGCUUUCAAUGUUCAUAAGAAAGGCUAGAAUCAUACUUAACCGCAGUGACAAAAAAUCUCCGACGUUCUUACAGAAUACCGCAUUGUUCACACCUAUUAUAUACAAAAUAUGAAUUAUUUUUUGGAAAUAAAAAAGGAGUUUGCUUUACAACUAUUAA
Toxorhynchites rutilus septentrionalis is the source of this 3338-nucleotide messenger RNA. It is a transcript of the gene pink, whose product is annotated as BLOC-2 complex member HPS5 homolog. Gene Ontology annotation, molecular function: protein binding. The transcript has 4 exons. Lineage: Eukaryota; Metazoa; Arthropoda; Insecta; Diptera; Culicidae. Gene Ontology annotation, biological process: developmental pigmentation. The coding region runs from base 289 to 2811 and encodes 840 amino acids. Gene Ontology annotation, cellular component: cytoplasm. The record is from RefSeq and is a predicted model, not a curated record.